AAUGGACAACGGGAUGAUGGUUACACGGGCGCUCCUCCACCAUGUUGAGGGGAAUUCAAAUUCAAUUCAAUUCAAAAACACUUUUAAUCCCAGAGGGAAAUUGAUUAACAUAUGGUCAGAGUUCCAGGGGAGCUGGACGUAGGGACGGUUGGGCCUCGGGCUCAUCUGCUCAGCAAUCAUCUGAGCUACUCCUGCAUCCAGAGAGCCAUCAGGACCAAAGCCAGCGAGGGCGCUGCCACUGGUGAACUUUAUACCCAGAUCCUGCACCAUGGAGGACUUCUCUAGCAGGGAAUCCAGCUCCAACGCCGAGGAGCAGAAAGCAGACCCAGGAGAUGCAGAGAACUGAACCACCAUGUUGACUCUGAGAUCAGACAGCAGCACAGCUGGAUGAGCUCCACCGACUGAAGAACUAAAGGAAUGAAGCUCUGCGCUGUGCCGGGUCCGGGUUUUUGUUUCCUCCCCUCUGGCUCUGGUUUGGGGUCUACCUCUGAUUGGUUUCGGGCUGAGGGCUGGUUUAUGCACCACACCCACAGAUGGAUCUUAUUCUGGGUGUUUUCCUCGACCUCAGCAGCUCCAGCAGAACCGAGAUGAACAGAACCUUUUUAGAAAACCUUGAAAUAUUUUGAUUUGAUUUAAACCACCUUUGUUCUCACCUGCUGGAGAGGUUUUCCGGGACACGGAAGGGAAAACCUUCAGAUUUUCCCACAAAAACAACUUUUCAAACAUUCCUGCGCUGAUUUUUUCCACCCUGAGGUUAAAAACUCGUGUCCCUUUGGAACGCGUAAAAGCGCACGGCGGCUCUCCAUGGCGCACAUCUGCAGGCAGCUGACGGGCAGCGCAGCGAGCUGCGCGGGUUGGGUCGGACUCAUCGUCGCCACGGCAACCAGCGACUGGGUCCGAACCUGCAACUACACGGUGGCGAUCUGCAUGAAGAUGGACGAGCUGGAGUCCAGAGGCCUGUGGGCCAAGUGCGUCAUCUCCCCGUCCCUCUACCACUGCCUGGAGCUGGACCAGAUGUUCUCUCUGCCGGCCUACAUCCAGACGUCCAGAGCUCUGAUGGUCCUGGCGUGUCUGAUGGGUCUACCAGCGAUGCUGCUCAUCCUCAUGUCCAUGCCCUGCGUCCGACUGCCCAACGACUCCUCGGCCAUCAAGAAGCGCCGCGCCCAGGUGGGAGGCGUCCUCGUCACCAUCAUGGCUGUUUGUGGGAUCAUAUCCACCCUUUGGUUCCCCGUCGGCGCCUACCGCGAGGAACAUCUGAUGUCGUUUGGAUUCUCUCUGUACGCCGGCUGGGUCGGAGCCGGGCUCUGCCUCGUGGGGGGGUUCGUGAUCCUGUGUUGCCAGGUAACCAGCAUCGGCAUCCCAUCCAGAGAGAACAGCUUCUUCUACUCCAGACGGGGGGGCACAGCGAUGCCAAUGGACCCCCCCACCAAUCACGCCAAGAGCGAACGGGUGUGAGCGCAUCAUCAGCUGAUUACAGUUCAAAUUAUGCAACAUAAUCCCCAAAAUAAGUUUUUGGUUUCUACUCAGAAAUGAUCUUUAACUCUGACUUCAAAUCGAUUUUAUUCAUUUAAUCUGAUUUUUAUGUGAGCAUAAAUAUAAUGUUUAACACUUCUUAACGGAGCUAACGGUCAGGUCUAGUGCCAUCUAGUGGUAGCGUUACAGAAUGCAACAAAGACGGCUCCCAUAUCUCUGUUCAUCAGAAACUCCAGUUAAAUUUCCGUUGAUGCAACUCAAACAUACACAAAAAAACUUCAUAUUUGAGUUUUAACCGUAGUUUAUGUCUGAUUUUUACUGCCGUUUGUUUUCAGACAUCAAGUCUUUAACGGUUUAUUCCCACUUAAAAGGUUGUUUCAUGUUCUUUCAUUUUAAAACGUUUAAAUUCUCAUUUUCUUUUCAUGAUUAACGAACAUUCAAUCAUCAACAUAACGUUUUGGGUGAGUUUAGUAAUAAAAGUUUGACUGUUGGCCUAAAAA
Messenger RNA from Nothobranchius furzeri (turquoise killifish), 1973 nucleotides. RefSeq names its product claudin-11. Gene Ontology annotation, biological process: cell adhesion; bicellular tight junction assembly. The record is from RefSeq and is a predicted model, not a curated record. NCBI's taxonomy places the organism in Eukaryota, Metazoa, Chordata, Actinopteri, Cyprinodontiformes, Nothobranchiidae. Gene Ontology annotation, molecular function: structural molecule activity. Gene Ontology annotation, cellular component: bicellular tight junction; plasma membrane.